CUAUGAUUGUUGGUUCUUAUACUACUUAUAAUCAACAAUUACAACAAAGUCAAUAUGCUUAUCCAGACACUUUAUUAGGCUCUGCUCCUAUUACAGAUGCUCCGUUUAUUAAUGCUAAUGCUUUAAUGAGAUCUUCUUCACAUAUUACACAGUCAGAUGAUAUUUCGGUAUUCUAG
Funneliformis geosporum is the source of this 176-nucleotide messenger RNA. The record is from the annotation of a GenBank genome assembly. NCBI's taxonomy places the organism in Eukaryota, Fungi, Glomeromycota, Glomeromycetes, Glomerales, Glomeraceae.